Blastocystis hominis is the source of this 915-nucleotide messenger RNA. RefSeq lists its product as hypothetical. The record is from RefSeq and is a predicted model, not a curated record. The transcript has 5 exons. Lineage: Eukaryota; Bigyra; Opalinata; Blastocystidae. Bases 1 to 915 code for a protein of 304 amino acids. Gene Ontology annotation, biological process: nucleotide transport; folate import into mitochondrion. Gene Ontology annotation, molecular function: folic acid transmembrane transporter activity; FAD transmembrane transporter activity.
AUGAGUGGAAAAUCCCCUUCGAGAGAGAAUCUUGGGAGACAUUUCAUUUGUGGAAUGUGUGGAGGUUUCGCAACGACCAUUACACUUCAUCCCCUUGAUUGUGUGAAGACGCGUCUUCAGGUCAACCAGGGUCGCGGCAUCAAUUUCCUCAGCAAUUUCUUUAAAGUGGUGCGCGUAACCUAUCAAGAGGGAGGUGUAAGGGCGUUCUAUCAAGGACUGAGUCCUGCGGUUCUUGGCUCGGUGACUUCGUGGAGUAUUUACUUUGCGUGUUACGAAAACGCGAAGAAUCGCUACAAGCGAUUGCUGGACACCAAUCGUCUCAACGGUUUUUACAAUCUAAUCUCUUCGCUGGAAGCGGGGAUCAUCGGUAGCACGGUUACCUGUCCUUUAUGGUUCUUAAAGACGCGACUGCAGUUGCAGAAUCGGCUUUGUCUCAUGCCUGGCUACGUUCCUUAUAAGGGAAUUACAGACGCAGUGGUGCGUAUCAUUCGCGAAGAAGGAAUCAAGACAAUGUACUGCGGUCUUCUUCCUUCUCUGUUCCUCACUUCCCACGCAGCGAUUCAAUUUGUAAUUUACGAAGAGUUGAAAUACCUCGAAACCAAAUUGAAUAAAAAUAUUAAUAAUGUACAGGACUACAAAACAGGUCUUUACGGCGGAGCCAUUUCGAAGUUUUGUGCAUCCAUGAUGACGUAUCCUCUCCAAGUAUUCCGUUCUCGAAUGCAACAGUUAAAUGCAAAAUCGUCAUAUACAAAUUUUUUGGAUUGUGUCGUGAAAGUUUGGAAAACGGAAGGAUUGGCAGGGUUGUAUGGAGGCUUGCUGCCGAAUUUGAUUCGUGUGGUGCCUUCGUCGUCGAUUACGUUGAUGACGUAUGAGUUUGUGAACUCGGUGAUGAAUCGUUACCAUAUCUUGGAUUAG